Messenger RNA from Anisakis simplex (herring worm), 471 nucleotides. The record is from the annotation of a GenBank genome assembly. NCBI's taxonomy places the organism in Eukaryota, Metazoa, Nematoda, Chromadorea, Rhabditida, Anisakidae.
UUGAGACGAACGCAGUAUUGUUGGGGAGUUCAUGAAAAUCCGGAAUCAAUGGACGUUGUUGAGAAAUUAUACCGGUGGUUUGUGGACAAUUCCAGAUACUUCCACCGCGAUACCGAGAAUCUUCUAGAGGCACAAGCGUGCACGACGCAUGCAACACAACUAAAGGAGUAUUACUCGUUAAACGAUGGUUAUCGAUUGAUUGAUUUUGGUGAACGAUCAACUAAACUUUUCAUCAGCCAGCUCACAACAUAUGAUUUCAGCUUGAUUCAUAAAACCGUAAUGGGUGAACUACCCACAGGAAUGCUUACGUAUCUGGGUAAUCGCGAUGAAACGAAACGGGUGAUGUGGGAUUACUUCAAAACGAAUUGGACACUCGUUUCAUUCGGUGUACCGCCAUUCCAAGACUAUAUGGAAGCAGCUAUGACGUUUUGGAACACACAGGAGGAUCUGAACCUUGUAAGUGCUCAUUGA